Molecule: messenger RNA, 4642 nt
Organism: Salpingoeca rosetta
Lineage: Eukaryota; Choanoflagellata; Craspedida; Salpingoecidae
Exons: 2
Coding region: 1-4581 (1526 amino acids)
Biological process (GO): nucleobase-containing compound metabolic process
Molecular function (GO): aminoacyl-tRNA deacylase activity; nucleic acid binding; 3'-5' exonuclease activity
Source: RefSeq, a predicted model, not a curated record
AUGAGCCAGCAGAGUUGGAAGCAACAGCAGCAGCAUGCUCAGCAACUGCAGGAUGCUGUGAACGCAUAUUGGGUUGCACCAGAGGCGGACAGAUCCACAGCCGUGCAGGGGGUGUGCCGCGUGUUUGAGACAGUCCUGGCCGACACGGGCUUUCCAGGCUUGAAACACCUCGUCGACACAGAGCUCAAAUGGUCCCACCACUUUGCGACGCUGGUGUUGGAUUGUGUGCAGUACCUGGGCGACGCCCUCAUGCAAGAAGAGAAGAUCGCUGGGAGGCGCCUUUCGACCAAGAAGAAGGGAAAGAAGGAGCCCCAGCGUGUCGAUCACAACAACGGCAGCGAAGAUGCCACCUCCACCACUACCACUACCACUAAAACUACCACUACCACUACCACAGCAGCGAACCACCAACCCGCCAGAACUGCCACCGUCACUGCUGCUGUGCCUACGCCUGCCGACGACACCUCAACCAAGGUUGUUGCCCGCCCUGCUGAGCCACAACAGCUUAGCGACACUGGCUCGACAACCCCCAAGCCUGCCCAUGGCGACAACCACAACGACAACGACAGCAUCAACGCAACGGCUGCUGCCACCACCACCACCACCACCACCAGCAGCAGCAGCGUCACGAACGCCGACACCAACGCCGACACCACCAGCGCCAAAGCAACAGCUGAUACCAUGGUCGACAAGGACGAUGCCAACGCCGCCAGCAGCGCCAGUAGUGCCAACACCCAGGACAAGAAGGAAAAGAGGAAAAAGAAGAAAAAGAAGAAAAAGAACAAGAAGAGCAAGGAGGCUGACAAGGUGCUACAGAGCAAGAUCCAGGUGUGCCACGCCCUGCUCAGCUCACUCAGCGGCGCACACAUCACGCCGCAAGCCAAGGAGAGCGCCGUGGUGCUGUGUGUCGCCGGCCUCCGCACGAAGAUGCUUGACCCAACGCUGAUUGUGCGCAUCGUGUCGACCUUUGGCGUGGCCCUCCCGCGUGACGUCGUGGCGGCGUUUGUGGCAGACAAGAUUGGCGCGCGCCUGUCGCCAGAGGACGGCACGGUGCUGAAGCUCUUUGACCCAACAUCGACCCGCCCCAAGCACGUGAGCGUUGCCGUGCGCCUCAUGCUAGAGCUGGACAUGGUGGACGCCAUCGAUCCAUAUGCGGUCAUGUACCGGCUGGUGCAGCUUGAUGUGUGGCCGCACCUCCAGACGUACGCUCGCGCCGUGGCCAGCAACAACCAGGCAGGGAAGGUGGAGCGCAUUGUGAACAUGCUGUACGCACGUGACCGGGAGCGCAUGGCGUUCAAGCUCAUCGACGCCGCCAACCUGCACGAGCGCUUCCCCAACGCACGCGAGCGCUACUGCCGCAACAAGAUUGAGCACUUUGUCAGCAAGAACCUGUUUGACCUUGCAGCGGUGGCGGCGACAGGCAACAUUGACCUCCGCACGUACAUGAUCGACAUGCUGGUGCAGCGCGGGCACAUUGGAAAGGCGCACGACUACUGCCGCAUGUGGGGCCUGGAGAGCGACUGCAACAUUGAUGACGAUAAGCUCAAGGCCUUUCACAUUCGCCGCGCUCGGGAGUUCCUAACCCUGCCACAGCAUCUGUACGACAGCCUGCUGUUUGUGCAGGAUGCAGCGGGGCUGGCUGCUGCACGUGAGGUGCUGUUGCGGCCGUGGCCAGACGCGCGCGUGGCGCUGGUUGGACUCGACUGCGAGUGGCGGCCCGUGCUGCCGUCGUGGGCACAGCCGGAUGGCCUGCGCAGGCGUAGUCGCAGGCACGACAGCGACAGGAGCAACAAGCAUGGUGAUGGUGCCAGUGGUGGUGGUGCUGCUGAUGAUGAUGUUGAUGAUGACGAUGGUGAUGUUGAUGUUGCUGAUGAUGUUGAUGAUGUUGCUGAUGGUGAGGGGACGACUGUUGAGGAUGGUGCGCGACACCACAAGGAAGGGGAGGGGAAACAGAAGCAGCGCGUGUCGAUUCUGCAGAUUGCACGACACGAUGCGCUAGUCAUCCUGGACAUGCUGGCAUUGGAGCCGGCGCACUUCCACGCGUUUGUGACUGACCUGUUUGCAGACCCAGCCAUCAUCAAGGUUGGGUUUGCGUUUGACGGCGACAUGAAGAUGUUGCGCAAGACAUUUCCCGACGCGGAAUGCUUCUCCACCCUCCGAUCGCUGCUGGACUUGCAGUCCUUUCGUCAUGCGCUGACGUCAGCGGGUCCCAAGUCGGGCGGCCUGAAGGAGCUCGUGCGCCACUUCAUGCACAAACCGCUGGACAAGACGGAGCAGAUGUCCAACUGGAACCGGCGUCCGCUCACGCCAUCACAGCUGCACUACGCCGCCCUGGACGCGCACGUGUGCGUUUCGCUUGCAGAGCGGAUGCUGCAGGCAUUGGCGACCCGGACUGGCGGUCAUGACGGCAGUGCUGGUGUGGUGGCAGGAGAGGUGGUGGAGGGUGAUGACGAGGGUAAGGAGGAACAGCAGUAUGAGGGUAAGGAAGAGACGGGUGAAAGGGGUGUCGGUGUGGAGGGUGGGAAGCCCGGGAGCGCUGCGAUGGAGAAAGAAGAGGACACAAGCGCAACCUCCCAAGAUGAAGGCAGAGAGCCCGACACUAUCACGGAGCAACAACACCAGCAGCAGCAGGAGCAGCAUCAGCAGCAGCAGCAGCAGCAGCAGCAGCCAACACACUCGCUGCAUGCCCUGGCGAAACAGCAUGUUGUUGAUGUGCACGCGGUGAGUGAAGAGCAGGAGAAGGCGCAAAAGGCAGCGGCAACGGCCCACCAGAAGACAAAGAAGAAGCAGAAGAAACAGUUCAAAGCGAAACGGGGCGCGGUGCCAGAGCAUGCGCGUGGUGGUGCUGGCGGUGAAGAGGUGGCAGCAGGUGGUGUUGGCGGGUACGCUGGCCCCAAGACGAACGGGGUGCUGCUGCGGUUGCUGCAGAAGUACCAGGAGUCGUGCUGCCUGCCUGCGCUGGAGGUGACGGCGCGUCUGCCGCGCUCGGCUCCAAAGGCUGCCCUGCACGACGUGAAGCGCAAGGGCCGGGAGGGCCGGGAGGAGGACUGGGUGCCUGCAUGCAAAUGGCAGCCGCCGCCACACGCUGACGACGACCUUGACCAGCCGCUGACGUCGCGGGAGCUGGCGGCGGUGCUGGUGGGCGUUGGGCUGGACCCGAGCGAGUGUCUUCGCCCUGCAGCCGAAGUUGACGCUGCAAUGACAGCAGCGAGCAGGGGCGUUGGUGGCACCGGUGGUGGUGUUGGUGAUGUUGAGAGUGGCGGUGAUGAUGGCGGUGGUGGCGAAGAGGAGGCCGUCACGCACGAGCAAGCAGUGACAACGGAACAACAACAACAACAACAACAACAACAACAACAACAACAACAACAACAACAACAACAACAACAACAACAACAACAGCAGCAGCAGCAGCAGCAGCAGCAGCAGCAGCAGCAGCAGCAGCAGCAGCAGCAGCAGCAGCAGCAAGAAGGCCCAAAGUGGCACCAUGUGAAGAGCCUGGCGUUCAAUGUGCAGGGCGUGCCGGUCAUGUUUCUGCUGGAAGCGGAGGUGUCGGUGAACAAGUCCACGGUGGCACAGGAUGUGGGCGUGACACGCCACGCCGUGCUGCUGGCCACCCCUGACGAUUGCGUGCGGGUGUUUGGAUACUUACCGGGAACCAUGCCACCCUUUGGGCAUCGCCAGGUCUUCCCCGUUGUCAUUGACACGCCCCUCGCCAAGAAGCACCCGGACGACAUGUGCGUGUUUGGGGGCGGCAACCUGCACACGCGGCUUGUGCUGCCACUGCGCACGCUGCUCGACAUUGCGCAACCGACGGUGUUCCCGCUGUCGGAGUCGCCAAAGCAGCUGUCGCUGUACGAGCCCGGCAUGCCAUUGCGGUUCAUCGCCGACAAGACGCUCUCCCGCCUGGUGCGAUGGCUGCGGUGCGCGGGCGUGGACAUUGUCAUGUGCCGGGAGCACGGGUGCGGCAACCUGAUUCAGGCGGCGCACGAGACUGGCCGCAUUGUGCUGACGUGCAGUCCAAAGUACGCGCAGCGGCUGCACCACGUGCGGCACUACCUGUGCUCGGAGCGCAGCGUCCAGGCGCAGAUGCAGGAGGUCGUGUCGCACUUCCAGCUGGUGGUGGACGGCAGCACGUUUCUGAGCCGCUGCACCAAGUGCAACAGCCGGUUUGAGCACGUGGCCCCCGAGCAAGUGCGCGAUGUUGUCCCCGCAGGAGUGCUGAAGAAGGUGCACGACUACUGGCGGUGUCUUGGGUGCAGGCAGGUGGUGUGGCAGGGGCAGCAGUAUGCCAAGGUGAAGCAGAUGUUCCGCGAGUUUUUCGGCCCACUCGCCCACGCCCUCGACAGCGACAAGGAGGGGGACGCGGAUGGUCAUGGUGGCGAUGGUGGUGGAGAGAAAGGGGGUGUUGAGGGGGGGAGUGCUGAUGGUGUUGGUGACGGCGAUGGUGCUGAUGGUCGUGAGGGUCGUGAUGAUGGUGAUGGUGAGGGUGAGGGUGGUGGUAAUGGCGGUGCUCAUGGUGAUGGUGUUGGGGAGGACGAGACAACAGGGGAAGAGAUGAUGGCGUCGCUGUCAUUGCGCUGACACGUGUGGAUGUGUAGCUUGCGCUCAAGGCACGUGACUGUGUGUGUGUGUGUGUGUGUGU